Messenger RNA from Spodoptera litura, 1112 nucleotides. RefSeq lists its product as uncharacterized. The record is from RefSeq and is a predicted model, not a curated record. Lineage: Eukaryota; Metazoa; Arthropoda; Insecta; Lepidoptera; Noctuidae.
GAGACGUGUUUCUGUAGAAGAAAAUUACAUUGACCGGCAUUUUUUAAAAUUCCCGGUCUCGUUUCAAGUGGAUUUAGGAUGACGCAAAUUUUGGUGAAAGUGAAAACGUGAUUUUUCUGAAAAAUAUUUUCGUAGAAUUUUUAUUUCAGGAGCACGAAGGAGCGUCUGGCGAGCGACUGUGAACAACACUGCGCGUUUUGUAAAACUCCGCGUAGUAACGAAGCUUGUUAGCGUACUUUAGUAAGAAGAUUGUCUGCAGGAGCGAAGACACCUUCAGAACGAGAGAACAAAUGGAACUAAUGAGUUCCUUGUUGUUCUGUGCGCUAGUCGUACAUUUGCCGCAAGCGUCAGCGGAAAAACGUAAUGCUAGGCGGCUAAGACUAACAGAUAUAGAUAUAAAAUACAACAACUCGAUGAUUAUUAACCAAAUGCUGAUGCCAAAAAGGAUUCUAUUAAACAUCAACGGACCACCCUUGGUAAACAUACUCAGUGAUCUACAAAUGGUUUUUAUGGACGUGAAAUGCAGAACAUGUAUCGAUUGUAUGGAACGAGCAAUCAAAGCUUAUAAGGCUCAUUAUCAUAUUAUAAAAUCUCGACCAAGACCGGACGAAUUACAUGAAGAUGUAUUAAGGAAUCGUUACACAUAUAAUGUUCGUAUUAAGAGAGAAACACCAAAAGCAUUUGAAACGACACAACAACAAACAGCCACUUCUAAACCUAAAAGGAGUAAGUCGAAGAAGAAAGCUACAAAAUCGGUGACGGUUACAAAAUACGUUGAUGGAGAGGUCUAUGCGCUAAAAGUUAAAGAAACAAAUACGCAAGUCAACGUAGAACAAAAUAACGUUACUCAUGCGACAACUUGUCAUAUUUACAGUGUUAAGAAAUCAUACCCUUGCGACAGUCCAGAGUCUAACGCAUUUUUGACUAUCGCUAAAAGAAAGGUGAAUAAGAAAAUGAAGAAAGAAAAGGAGAGGCAUAGAUUAAAUUCAAUUAUAACAAGUACUUCUACUACAGAAAAGCCCCAUUUUUUAGCUCCUGCGUUUAGGAAACGUCAUGUAGACAACUCGCAAGUUCCGGAAAAUUUUAUGCCUUCAAUAGAGGAACUAUAUUAG